Messenger RNA from Hydra vulgaris (swiftwater hydra), 2054 nucleotides. Its product is annotated as recombining binding protein suppressor of hairless. Gene Ontology annotation, cellular component: nucleus. Gene Ontology annotation, molecular function: DNA-binding transcription activator activity, RNA polymerase II-specific; RNA polymerase II cis-regulatory region sequence-specific DNA binding. Gene Ontology annotation, biological process: regulation of transcription by RNA polymerase II. The record is from RefSeq and is a predicted model, not a curated record. Lineage: Eukaryota; Metazoa; Cnidaria; Hydrozoa; Anthoathecata; Hydridae.
AAAAAAAUCCGUGUUCAAAUGAUAUAAUUUUAAAAAUGUACAUGAAUGUAUAGAAAUUCCCCGAAGUUGGAUUUAUUCUAACAAGAUCUUGAUCACUAAUAUUUUCUGAUAUGUGACGUUUUUAUACAAAUUUUAACAACUUUUUGACUUGCUAAUUGAGUAUUAAACAUGGAUCAACGGUAUUAAAAAAAUAUUCUAUUUGUGCCUUCAAGAAUAUAAAAUGGAAAUCAACCAGUGUGAUUCUUUUUCAUAUCAUCCAUAUGACUUUAUUGGAAUAACAAAAGAUUUGCCUCACCUGAUUUUUAAUCCAGGUGUAGAGUCAUCUUACAUUUAUCACACUGUUCAGCCAGAAAACUGCCUUUAUCAAUCAGUUAAUCAUAUUAACCAAUUUGAGCAAGCUCCGCGAAAGUUAACAGCAAGUAAUAUGAACAGAUAUUUAAAAGAGAGAGAUCAUUACAUUGUGACAAUUUUGCAUGCAAAAGUUGCACAAAAAUCAUAUGGUAAUGAGAAAAGGUUUUUUUGCCCACCACCAUGUGUAUAUUUGAGUGGAAAAGGUUGGAAAAAGCGUAAGGAGGAGAAAGGUGAAAGCUGCCAAUUAUAUCCAUUUGUUUUUACCAAUAUUGGAUCGCCAGAUCAACCAGGUUUUCAACAAUAUGAUAUCAAUGAAAAAGAAAAUAUUGCAUUCUGUUCUGCAAAAUCAAUGUAUAUAUCUGAUGUAGAUAAGCGUAAAAAUUUUAUAAUACACUCUCAGCUUAUAUUUCAAGAUGGAAAAAACUUGGGUAUUUUUGAUUCAAAAAGAAUUAAGGUUAUAUCAAAACCUUCAAAAAAAAAACAGUCAUCUAAAAAUACUGAAUUAUGUAUAUCUUCAAAUUCAAAUGUUGCAUUAUUUAAUCGUUUGCGUUCGCAAACUGUAAGUACACGCUACCUCCAUGUUGAAAAUGACAAUUUUAUUGCAAGUAGUUUGCAAUGGGGUUUUUUGUCAAUUCAUUUAUGUAAUGAUAAUGAACCUGAUGGAGAAGAAGUUACUGUUAAUGAAGGCAUUGUGCAUUAUGGACAAACAGUCAAACUAGUUUUUGUGAAAACUAAUCUUGCUACCCCAAUGAUGAUUAUACGUAAAGUUGACAAACAAACUGUUGUUCUUGAUGCUGAUGAUCCUGUUUCACAAUUACACAAGGUUGCAUUUUAUGUAAAAGGUACCAAUCGAAGUUAUUUGAGUAUAAAUCAAGAAAAAGUUAUAAUGUUUCAGGCAUCUCCGUGUUCCAAAGACCCAAAAAGAGAUGUCAUAUCAGAUGCUGCGUCAUGGACAAUUAUCAGUGCAGAUAAAAGUACUUACAGGUUUUGUGAAGGAGCUGGUCCAGUUCAAAGCAAAAUUGCUCCAGUUCCAUUUGUUUCUAAUUUGCAUUUAACCGGAGGGGGUGACGUUGUUACAAUGGAGGUCAAUGGUGAGAAAUUUACUUCAAACUUAAAAGUUUGGUUUGCAGAUGUUGAGGCUGAAACUAUGUAUAGAAGUAGCGAAACACUCAUUUGUCUAGUUCCUGAUGUUUCCUUGUUUAAAGAUCGAUGGAAAUAUAAGCAAUCGGAUUUUAGUGUGCCUGUUUCUUUAGUAAGAGAUGACGGCGUAAUAUAUCCUACGGAUUGUACGUUCACGUUUACUCCUGAACUUUAUUUUACCGAUGAAGCUGGUUUACAUGAAAGAAUAUCUCGCUAUGUUACUCCCACUAAACUGCUUUAAUUUGUGCAGAUUUUUUUUUUAUGACUUGUAACGAAAACUGUUGGCUUUGCUCUCUAUGAUUUUCUUUAGUUUUACGUUUUAGGAUGCAAAAAGAAAAUAUUAGCAUAGUUAGAUUUUAAAAUGACGCAAAUUAUGUAAAUAUGAAAAGAUGUUUUAUUUAUUUUUUUAUUAAGCGCAUUUACAAGCAUCAGAGUAAAAGUUUUUUUUAACCUUUAUUAUUGUAUAUUAUUGUGUGAGAAAAAGUUGUAGUUAUCGUAUUAUGUUAUGGUUGCACAUUUUGUAUUAUAAUAGCAUUCCUGCAUUAUGUUAUAUUUACAUUUUA